UGUUUUUAUGAUCAUAGGAUCAUACCAUAUAUAUUUGCUUUGGAUAUAUAAUGGUUUGUAUCCAGAUAUUUUCUUGCCACUUCCUGCCAGAUCAUGAAGUAUUUGGCACGCUUUGUGCCAUAUGACUGUGUAGUUUUGUGGGCAUAUUGAUAAGCUGCUCUGUGAUGACUGAUGAGCUCUGUGUCCUGUGCUACGCAGGAUCAGGACUUCAGAUCGCAAAAACACUUCGUCAUCAACAUGACUUGCCGGUUUUGCUGGCAGCUCCCGGAAACCGACUACGAGUGCUCCAACUCCACCAGCUGCAUGACGGUGUCCUGUCCUCGGCAGCGCUACACCGCCAACUGCACGGUGCGGGACCACGUGCAUUGCCUGGGUAACCGGACGUUUCCCAAGAUGCUGUAUUGCAACUGGACCGGCGGCUACAAGUGGUCCACGGCCCUGGCUCUGAGCAUCACCCUCGGCGGCUUCGGCGCGGACCGGUUCUACCUGGGCCAGUGGAGGGAAGGCCUCGGCAAGCUCUUCAGCUUCGGCGGCCUGGGGAUAUGGACGCUGAUCGACGUGCUGCUGAUCGGCGUCGGCUACGUGGGGCCGGCAGACGGCUCUCUGUACAUUUAGCGGCGAUCCGUGCUUCAGGGGAGCGGCGCCUGGAAGGCCUCGGCCCGGAGGAAGUGAUGUCGCGAGUGCGUAUUAGUAUGUGUUUAAUGUACAGCAUCUGUACUUGGCCUGCCUUGAUGAAGGUAAAAUUACAAAAGAAAAAAACACUGAACCAUGCUUCUCCGGAAUUUGGUUUCAUUUGCCUGAGAUGUAUUUUUUUUCUGUGAAAAAACUGGGACUGGAUUAACCUGGAGGAACGAACUCUGCAGUGACUGGAAAUCGAUUUCGUUCCCGUGACUUCCAUUUUCUGUUGCUUAAGUCGAAGUGCAUCGCUCGGAUCUCGGCCUGGACGGGAUGGGCCUGCAGGAGCCUUUCAGCUGUGACGCGGGAAGUGGGCGGUUUAUUCUUUAGCCCAAUAACGGACCACCCGCACUUCAGUGCUCCGUGAGUUUUGCGAUGUCGUGUGUACGUCUGGUCUUCGUCUGACUGUUUAACGUGAACUAGAGCUUUCAUGUCUGGUGGCUGUGGUUUGAACUUGAUUAGUAAUGUAAAAGGUGGUGAGAGGACUGAAGAAUUAAUAAAGUUAUAACUGGCUCUAAGAAA
Messenger RNA from Myotis brandtii (Brandt's bat), 1197 nucleotides. RefSeq names its product TM2 domain containing 3 (gene TM2D3). The transcript is spliced from 3 exons. NCBI's taxonomy places the organism in Eukaryota, Metazoa, Chordata, Mammalia, Chiroptera, Vespertilionidae. The record is from RefSeq and is a predicted model, not a curated record. The coding region runs from base 172 to 615 and encodes 147 amino acids.